CCGGAGGCCGGGCCGACGGGGAAGAUGGGGGCGCCGGAGCGGCUUCGCGUGGUCCGCAGCGGGGGCAGCGAGCUCAGCCGGAGGCGCGCCGUUUUCUCGGCCGAGGGAAAGUACCUUUUGUGUGCUUCCGGUGACGACAUAAAAGUCUACAGUACUGCUACAGAAGAGUGUUUGCACGUCCUACAGGGUCACACUAACCUCGUGACGGGAGUCCAGUUGAAUCCCCAAAAUCAUCUCCAGCUCUACUCUUGUUCGCUAGAUGGCACCAUUAAGCUGUGGGAUUUUCUGGAUGGGAUUCUCAUUAAGACAUUCGUGGUUGGGCAAAAACUCUUUGCGUUCUACGCAGUUCCAAGUUUUGAGGGUUCAGCGUUUGUCAUUAUUCCAAAGGACACCGAUGAAAGACUUGGGACAUAUCAGCUGGUUACAGUGAAACUGCCGAAGACACCCGGUCAGGAAAUAAACGUCGGCGAGAGGGAAUUGGUUUUGGAGGGCAUCGGCCGAUCCCCCAAGUGCACCGCAUUCGGAAGAGAAGGUGAAUACGUGGCAUCCGUCUGGGGGCUUCACCUCUUCGUUUAUUUUUUCAAGAAGAAAAAGAUCCACAGCUUUCCUCUAAGUGCGAAAUGCACCAAAGGAGCCAACAACUUCUUCACUUGUGUGGCCUGCCACCCAAAGGAAGACUGCAUAGCCAGCGGCCACAAAGACGGCAAGAUCCGUGUGUGGAGAAACUUCCAUCAUAAGAGAGAGUACACAUUCUCCACUCUGCACUGGCAUCAUGAUGAAGUGAUGGAUCUCGCUUUCUCUGUAGAAGGAACCAGCCUUCUGAGCGGUGGAGUUGAAUCGGUACUGGUCCAGUGGCGAGACGUAUCUGACUCAAAGAAGGAGUUCUUGCCUCGCUUGGGAUCCGCAAUCCGGAAUAUUUCUGCCUCUCCUGAUGGAACGUUUUUUUGUACCUCGCAUUCAGAUAACAAAAUAACCAUCAUACGCAGCAGCUUAAGAGUAUCGGCUACAAUUCAAGGAUUAAUCAAAGGGAGUGACGUCAAGGCCGGCUUGAUGGUGGACCCAAGGACAAACGCCUUGGUUCUGAACGGCAAACCGGGUCAUCUGCAGUUCUAUUCGCUGCAAAACGACAAGCAGCUCUACAAUCUGGAUAUCGUCCAGCAGGAGUACAUUCACCAACACGGUCUGAACCAGGUGGAGCUGGUGAAGGCAGCGUUUGACUCCAGAGGCGACUGGCUGGCAACCGUGGAGCAGCGUGAAGAGAAGGGCAGCGAACUUGAACUGCAGAUGAAGCUCUGGGCUUACGAUGAGGAAAAGCAAAGCUUUGCACUGAACACCCGAAUAAACAUGCCGCACGAGGACCAUAUCACAGCGUUGUGCUUUCGUGACACGGGAGAACCCGACAGCAUCCCCCCGACCGUAGUAACAGCCAGCGAAGAUGGGCGGUUUAAAGUCUGGGUGUUCCUGGCUGAGAACGAUGAGGAAAACCAAAACGCAGGCUGGACCUGUGAUUUCGUAGGGAGCUAUCACAACUAUCCGGCCACCAACUGCUGCUUCUCCGAAGACGGCUCCGUGCUGGCCGUCGGCUUCAAGGAAAUCGUCACCGUGUGGGAGUCAGAAACGUGGGACCUGAAGUGCACUUUCUGCCACCCUCCGGGAACGAUCCAGUAG
Molecule: messenger RNA, 1668 nt
Organism: Gekko japonicus
Lineage: Eukaryota; Metazoa; Chordata; Lepidosauria; Squamata; Gekkonidae
Product: WD repeat-containing protein 75-like
Exons: 14
Coding region: 25-1668 (547 amino acids)
Biological process (GO): positive regulation of rRNA processing; positive regulation of transcription by RNA polymerase I
Cellular component (GO): nucleolus
Molecular function (GO): RNA binding; protein binding
Source: RefSeq, a predicted model, not a curated record